This is a messenger RNA of Panicum virgatum (switchgrass), 2540 nucleotides long. RefSeq names its product helicase-like transcription factor CHR28. The transcript is spliced from 6 exons. Bases 304 to 2289 code for a protein of 661 amino acids. The record is from RefSeq and is a predicted model, not a curated record. Gene Ontology annotation, molecular function: ATP binding; ATP-dependent chromatin remodeler activity. NCBI's taxonomy places the organism in Eukaryota, Viridiplantae, Streptophyta, Magnoliopsida, Poales, Poaceae.
CAACUUAUACACUAAGUACUUAGGCUUAACCGGGAGACUAACACUUAUAAAGACACUUACUUUAUUGGAGCAACAAAGUUACAAAGGAACACACACCUUUAAGUGGCUAGCCUAGCACUCACCCUUCUAGCCCUACCACAACUCAUCUACCUUGUUCAUGGAUGGAUGCCAUGGCAAGGAGGAGGGCUCUAUUUAUAGGUCAAGGGGAACCAUGGUAUUAGGACAAGUGUCCCCCUUCUAGAGAAUUCCAAAAAUAUUCUAACAUUUUCAAAAUUUUACUUAUUACUAAUUUUAGAGUACUCCAUGGAAAAUAUCUCAUUCUUGCUUAGUGGAGAAUGUUCUAGAGGGUUGCCUUGCAUUCCUUUCAAUAAUGACGAUGACGAAGCAGAGCUUGUUGUGGACAAGGACUUGAGGGCCCAUGCUAUCCAGUCAAGGGUUGUUAAAGGUCAACCCAAGAAGAAGACCAGAGUGAGCUCCAGUGCAUCAACCUUGAGGCCGACGUCCAGACCAGCUGCAGGCACAUUGGUGGUGUGCCCUGCUAGCGUUCUUAAGCAGUGGGCUAGUGAGUUGUCUGCGAAGGUUGCCCAUCGCGCAGAAUUGUCUGUUCUGGUUUAUCAUGGAGGUUCAAGGACUAGAGAUCCAACUGAGCUGGCAGAAUUUGAUGUUGUUGUCACUACAUACGCAAUUGUAUCCCUUGAAGUGCCAAAAGAAAUCACUGGUAGUGUGAGUAAUAAGAGGAAACUUGAGAAAAAUGCAGCAGCCAAGGCAAAGAAGAAAAAGAAACCUAAGAAUUCAGAAGGUGGCCCACUUUCGAUGGUACGAUGGUUCAGAGUUGUGCUAGAUGAAGCUCACACAAUAAAAAGACAUCAGACUCAAAUGGCUAAAGCCUGUUGUGGAUUGAGCGCAGAAAGGAGAUGGUGCUUAUCUGGAACACCUAUCCAGAAUAGCCUUGAUGAUCUAUACAGCUAUUUCCGCUUCCUGAAAUAUGAGCCUUACUCUAAUUUUAGUUCAUUCCGCUCUAUGAUUAAAAACCCAGUUUCUAGAAAUGCAACUUAUGGCUAUAAGAAGCUUCAAACUGUCUUGAGGAUAGUUCUUCUGCGGCGCAUAAAAGAAAUGCUACUUGAUGGAGAGCCAAUCAUAAACAUACCACCAAAGACAAAUCAGUUGAGCAAAAUAGAUUUCACCAAGGAGGAGCGAGCUUUCUAUUUAUAUCUUGAAGAAAGCUCUCGUCAAAAGUUAAAGGGACGCUAUAAAAAGUACAUUCAGAAAAACUAUGUGCGCAUCCUGGCCUUGCUGUCUCAACUUCGGCAGGCUUGUAACCACCCUUUCCUUUUGAAGGGGAAAAAAUCAUUUGACCACUCUCUCGGAUUGGCUAAGCAACUUCCUGUGGAAAUAGCAGCAAAUGUGCUUGAAAAUAUGGAAAGAAAUGCUGCGAAUUGUACCAUGUGCAGUAAGAAGCCACCAACGAAAGCUGUUGUAGCAACAUGUGGUCAUGUUUUCUGCUGUGAUUGUGUAUAUGAUAAUCUAAUAAACAAUGAGAAGGUUAAAGAGAAGGUCUGCCCCGCUUCUCCACACUGUGGAAAGGAAUUAAGUCCCGAAUCUCUUUUAUUAGCUUACGCUUUGAAGUUCGUUCUCCGGCCUCAGUUGGAGUCAGAUGCAACAACGAGUUGCUCCACAUCUGAGGACCAACCAUUCUCAAUCUGUGAAAGUAGUUACACCUCCUCGAAGAUCCAGGCCACCAUCGACAUAAUCAAGUCGGUCAUCAACACAAGGAAUGAUCAUGAUGCAACGGGAUCAAUUCCAAGUGACAUAGCUCCCUCUAAGGCCAUAGUCUUCACCCAGUGGUCUCGCAUGCUGGACUUGCUGGAGCAUUCACUGAGCAGCAACCAUAUUGAGUUCAGGAGGUUGGACGGGUCGAUGCCUCUGAACGUAAGAGAAAGAGCAGUGAAAGAAUUUAACACUGACCCAGAGGUGAGAGUGAUCAUUAUGUCACUGAAGGCUGGGAAUCUUGGCCUGAACAUGGUAGCUGCUUGCCAUGUGAUCAUGCUUGAUCCUUGGUGGAACCCCUCAGCUGAGGAUCAGGCAGUUGACAGGGCACAUAGGAUCGGGCAGACCCGUCCUGUUAGUGUCUCCCGUUUGACCAUCAAAGACACGGUGGAGGACCGCAUUUUAUCUCUUCAGGAGGGAAAAAAGAAGAUGGUCCAAUCUGCACUGGGCGAGGACGAAUCCGGUGGCAGCGCUGCAGCUCAGCUCACCGUGGAGGAUCUCAAAUACAUCUUCAAGAUAUGACGACACCAUGUAAAAAAGAAAUUGCAAGGAUCCUUCCUUUCCUAGGGCUGAUGAUCAAUAUUUAUCGCCACGAUAAAUAUGCAGCCAUUCAAGCUAGCUAUAGGUCACUUCCUUAACUGAUGAAGAAAGCAUGUACAUGAAAGAAGAAAACACUUGCUUGGCUAGUGAUAUGGACCUUUAGGCUGUGCAGGUUUAAGCACGCCAUCCCCUCAUCAAAUGCCAUCAUGAUAAUCUUAGUACCACAGAUGUUA